Messenger RNA from Carlito syrichta (Philippine tarsier), 2182 nucleotides. It is a transcript of the gene PKN3, whose product is annotated as protein kinase N3. Gene Ontology annotation, biological process: protein phosphorylation. Gene Ontology annotation, molecular function: protein serine/threonine kinase activity; ATP binding. The annotation marks the transcript as partial. The record is from RefSeq and is a predicted model, not a curated record. Lineage: Eukaryota; Metazoa; Chordata; Mammalia; Primates; Tarsiidae. The transcript has 16 exons.
GGCACAUUGGUGGUGGAAGGGAAGGCGGCCUCUGACAUCGUUCCCCACCCACACUGCCCGACAGGGACGCUGCAGGUCCGCCUCCUGGGCUGCGAGCAGCUGCUGACAGCUGUGCCUGGACGCCUGCCGGUGGCCGCACUGGCCAGCGGCCCCUCCGAGGGCUGGCUUCGGGCCAGGACCAAGCAGCUACGUGGUGGAGGCGAGCUGGCCAAUGAGGUGCUGGCCGUGCUCAAGGUGGACAAUCGCGUCGUGGGCCAGACGGGCUGGGGACAGGUGGCCGAGCAGUCCUGGGACCAGACCUUCAUCAUCGUGCUGGAGCGAGCCCGCGAGCUGGAGAUCGGGGUUCACUGGCGGGAUUGGCGACAGCUGUGUGGCGUGGCCUUCCUGAGGCUUGAGGACUUCCUGGACAAUGCCUGUCACCAGCUGUCCCUCAGUCUGGUGCCGCAGGGGCUGCUCUUUGCACAGGUGACCUUCUGUGAUCCUGUCAUCGAGAGGCGGCCCCGGCUGCAGAGGCAGAAACGCGUCUUCUCCAAACGCAGAGGCCAGGACUUCCUGAGGGCUUCCCAGAUGAACCUCAGCAUGGCAGCUUGGGGGCGCCUGGUCAUGAGCCUCCUCCCCCCCUGCAGUUCCCCAAGCACGAUCAGUCCCCCCAGAGGGUGCCCUCAGACCCCGAAGAUGCCCCGGGAGGCCUCUGAGCCCGCCUCCCCCAGUAGCUUCCUGCCCAAGAAGACCCCCUUGGGAGAAGAGAUGGAUCCCCCACCCAAGCCCCCGCGCCUCUACCUGCCCCAGGAGCCAACCCCCGAGGAGACUCCACGUACUAAACGUCCCCACAUGGAGCCCAGGACUGGACACGGGCCGCCUCCACCAGCCUUCCCUGCCAGGAAACCUCUCCGGCUCCAGGACUUCCGCUGCUUGGCUGUGCUGGGCCGGGGACACUUUGGGAAGGUCCUCCUUGUCCAGUUCAAAGGGACCGGGAAGUACUACGCCAUUAAAGCGCUGAAGAAGCAGGAGGUGCUUGGCCGGGAUGAGAUAGAGAGCCUGUACUGCGAGAAGCGGAUCCUGGAGACUGUGGGCCGCACGGGGCACCCUUUCCUGCUCUCUCUCCUCGCCUGCUUCCAGACCUCCAGCCACGCCUGUUUCGUGACUGAGUUUGUGCCCGGUGGUGACCUCAUGAUGCACAUUCACGAGGACGUGUUCCCUGAGCCCCAGGCCCGCUUCUACUUGGCCUGCGUGAUCCUGGGGCUGCAGUUCUUACACGAGAAGAAGAUCAUUUAUAGGGACCUGAAGCUGGAUAAUCUUCUGCUGGAUGCUCAGGGUUUCCUGAAGAUCGCAGACUUUGGGCUGUGCAAGGAAGGGAUUGGCUUUGGGGACCGGACGAGCACCUUCUGUGGCACCCCGGAGUUCCUGGCCCCUGAGGUGCUGACCCAGGAGGCAUACACACGGGCCGUGGACUGGUGGGGGCUGGGCGUGCUGCUCUAUGAGAUGCUCGUGGGCGAGUGCCCGUUCCCAGGGGACACUGAGGAGGAGGUGUUUGACUGCAUCGUCAAUUCAGAUGCUCCGUACCCCCACUUUCUGUCAGCACAAGGGCUGGAGCUCAUUCAGAAGCUCCUCCAGAAGUGCCCAGAGAAGCGCCUGGGGGCGGGUGAGCAGGACGCAGAGGAGAUCAAGAUCCAGCCAUUCUUCAGGACCACCGACUGGCAGGCCCUGCUCUCCCGCGCCGUCCAGCCCCCCUUCGUGCCCACCGUCUGCGGCCCCUCGGACCUGCGCUACUUCGAGGGCGAGUUCACGGGGUUGCCGCCUGCCCUGACCCCGCCUGCGCCCCACAGGCCCCUCACUGCUCGGCAGCAGGCCGCCUUCCGGAACUUUGACUUUGUGUCGGAGCGAUUCCUGGAGCCCUGAGGGCCUCUCCUGGCCCUUCCACCUGGCCCCCCCGAGACUUUGAGAGUCUGUUGGCGUCCUGCGGAAGCUGGCCCGGGCCUUGCCUGGUAUUUAUGAGCCCGUGGGACUCGGGGUGGCAGCCAUGGGGCUGCUGCAUGGGCUUGGCCCAGCGUCGCUGAGCCAAGUGUGUCCCCUCCCCCUUCCAGCGAGACCUAACCCAGAAAGGGGGCCGCAUGAGGAGUGGUUUGGUCUGUCUUUUUAAUACUUGACUUGCUCUGUGGAUUAUUAAAUGGGUAAAAGUGCA